GCACUUCAUUGCAUGAUACAAUUUAGUCUUCCUAUAUCACAUUUUACUUUAGGGUUAACAAUAAAUCAAAUUGCAAAUAUACUUUUAAAUUCUCUUAAGAAUAUUUAAAGUAAAUAAAAAUUUGUUUAUUGUAAUAUCACAUGUUUUUAUAAUUGUCAUAUGUUUUAAUCAUACAUGCACAUAUGCAUAAACAUAUUUACAUGAUACAUGAUAUAUUUACAUAUAUACAUGCAUAGAAGGAGAAGAAGUAUACAAAGUAAAUACUGUAUAUAUUCUCUGUAGGUUAUUUUAUUAAGCAACGAUGUCUGGAGAACAAUUUUCUUUAAUAUGGAAUAGUUUUCCAAGAAAUUUGUCUUCCGGUUUAUAUACUUUAUUAAUUGACGAACAGCUUGUCGAUGUAACUUUGACAGCCGAAGGACAAAUUUUAAGAGCACAUAAAUUGAUAUUAUCAGUUUGUAGUAGUUACUUCAAUAGACUUUUUAAGGAAAAUUCUUGUAAACAUCCAAUUGUAAUAUUAAAAGAUGUCAAUUAUCGUGACUUAUUUGCCAUACUUCAAUUCAUGUAUCAAGGAGAAGUUAGUAUUAAGCAAGAGGAUAUUAGUAAUUUUUUAAAAGUAGCUGAAAUAUUACAAAUAAAAGGAUUAACUACAGAAAGAAAGGAGAAAAAGGACAAAACGUUGGAUGAUAACGAUGAGAAAUUAGAUUGUGAUUAUGAAGAUGUUUAUCCGUGCAAUAAAUUAACAGAAUCUUUGAACGAUAAAGAGAUACAAAAUGAAAAUACUAUUCUUCCUUCCUCGGAUUCUGUAGUAAACAAUUUAAGUAUUAUGGAAACAAAUGAAACUAAUGAAAUUCCAUAUUCAAAAAAUGUUAUUUCUAAUACGGAUUGUAAUUCUGAAAAAACAUUAUUUAUUGAAUCGUAUAACGAUCAAACUGCAAAGGAACCUUUCGACUAUACUUCUAACAUAAAUCACCUGGAAGAAAUGACAUAUGAAUCCUCUGAUUAUAUGGCUGAUGAUACGGAUGUAAAAGCGAUGUAUAAAUCAGAUACGCUAUAUAAUGAGAAUAUACAAAAAUCAGAUUCAGAAUCAGAUACGCAAUUAAAAUCUGCUGAAAAAUCUUUUGGUCUGACUAAUAUGGUGAUUGAAGAACAUAAAAACUUGAGAUAUGACCCAGCUAAUUGUGGCAAAAAGCGUAAAUAUAACAAAGGUAAUCGUAAUAAUGCGUUAUCCCCAGAAACAAUAUUGCGUCUAGUCUCAGAAAUAAAACCAACAUUUCACAUGGAAAAGGGUAAAUUAGUGCAGGUUUAUUCAUGUCCUAAGUGUCUUCGUAACUUUACGCGUAGAGAAAAUUUAAAAUUACAUGUUCGUUAUAUUCAUGGUCCACUGGAAAGUCUUACAUGUAAGCUUUGUGGUAAUAAAUAUAAAAAUAGCAACAGCUUGCGUGUACACUCUUACCUUUAUCAUAAUUCUAAACGGAAUAAACAUAAUAAAUCGCUUGUAAAUAAAAGUAAAUAGGAAUGGAAAUUACACAUAUUUUUUAUA
Polistes canadensis is the source of this 1540-nucleotide messenger RNA. RefSeq names its product zinc finger and BTB domain-containing protein 14-like. The record is from RefSeq and is a predicted model, not a curated record. The coding region runs from base 302 to 1513 and encodes 403 amino acids. Gene Ontology annotation, molecular function: protein binding. NCBI's taxonomy places the organism in Eukaryota, Metazoa, Arthropoda, Insecta, Hymenoptera, Vespidae. The transcript has 6 exons. Gene Ontology annotation, biological process: regulation of transcription by RNA polymerase II. Gene Ontology annotation, cellular component: nucleus.